Messenger RNA from Verticillium alfalfae VaMs.102, 1983 nucleotides. RefSeq lists its product with no specific name. The coding region runs from base 1 to 1983 and encodes 660 amino acids. The transcript is spliced from 4 exons. NCBI's taxonomy places the organism in Eukaryota, Fungi, Ascomycota, Sordariomycetes, Glomerellales, Plectosphaerellaceae. The record is from RefSeq and is a predicted model, not a curated record.
AUGUGCCACGUUGGAGACAUUCUCUGCUUCUUUUGCGACACGAAAAUAGCCACGAACGCCCUCAUUCAGCGGUGCGAGGCCUAUGCUCUCAAGUGUUUUGGGCUCCAUGAGAUCGAGAAAGAGGAGAUCCAGACUCAUUGGCAAGACUUUUCUUGUUUUCUACCACGCGAUACUCCUGUUCCGGUCUUCGAUUACGAGGAGUGCCCCUUCAAGCGCGUCGGGUCAUUUAAGGUCUACGACUACCCUUGCCCUAACCCAGCUUGCAAAAAGAGACUCACACAGCCUUCGGUCAACAAGAUCCCCAGAACGACCCUUCGAGACUGUGAUUGGGUUUCCAACUUCUACGCGUCUGGUCUCAUGCCCAUUGUUCAGUGGUUCAACACGUACCUCGCGAACUGUAACGAGAGGAACACUAUCCAUCGACAGCUCAUUGCUCCACACGCGGUGAAUCCUCACAUGACUUCUUUGACGGAUAGCGGAGAGAUCAGCUUCGAUUUCGAGGACGUCACUUUCUGCGGCGAUGAGGAUGAACAGGCAGAACUCGCUUCUGUAGUUCCUCCUCAAGCUGCAACAGUACUAGUCACUCCUGACCCUCCGAUAUUCCACCCGCAGCAGCAGGCCAAGAAGGCCCCGCGUCAGCCUCCCCUGCCCAUCGCCAUUCCACGCGUACCUCUGAUGGGUAAUUCAAUCUUGGUCUCAGGGGAUGUUCAGAGUUUCUCCCAGAAUCUUCGCGCUCGUGGUUCUGGGGCUGGGCGUGUCACCGCUUGCACUGCCCACAGCGGAACAAGCAAUGCCACCGUUGUUACCAGUGCGCGUAACUAUGAGAGCCCUAGCAAGGAUGGCAGAAAACUACCAGAGCAAGAGAGGCCGCACCUCUCAGCAACGUCCCAGGGUUCUGUCAGCUGCUCGAUGGCCCCGACCCAGAGCAACAAAGGCUUCAUCAACGACCCUCCAGCGCAGGGUCACGCUACCACGAGUAAAAUCCACGAUUCUCCUAUUAAGCCACCCAGGUUCCACCAAGGAUCGACCCAAGUCAUCAACUACCAGCCUCAGCAUCUUCAGGGAAUUUCGCUUCAGCACGAUCGUGCCUCGCACCAUGGCUGCAACUCGUCGCCUGCCGGGGCUCAUCCUGCCAUGAACCUCGACGGACAGCAGCAUAGCAACGAGUUCUUCUGCCAUGGAGGGUUAGCAAACAAAUACAAUGGCCAUCCGGAGGGGGGUUUCAUGGACAACCCUAUUCAGCAUAAUUUCCCAACCGGAGGGGAACAAAAUGUGCCUCAUGACGCGGCCAAUCCGAUUAGCAUGGAUACCACCAACUCCGACAUCGCUAUUGACCCCCGCCUCUGGGAGGCUAGUCGGGUUGCGUACUUGAACGACACCACCGAUGCUCAACUCGCCAGCAUGGGCUUCGUCCGUGCCAAUGCUCUUCCCACCCCACAGUCCGCGGAACGGUUGGCCGCCAACACGUCUCAGUAUCCCGAAUCCAACGUGGGCACCUGGGUUCAGCAGAACUCCCCGACUUACGGUUCAAGCAGCAGCGGUGGUUGUAUCUCGCCCUUCAAAGGCCAUCACAUCGGCACUGCGCGAGGCGAUAUCGAUGACCAUGCGUGGGACACGGUUGACCUGGGCAACAAACAACAGCCCAGCCGUCGCACCAGCAAGAAGCGAAAGAGCAGCAAGGCGAGCUGCCUCGAUCUUUAUGGCCCCACGACUGAACAGCCUCCGCCCAUUAUGACAGAGGCUAUGCGCGAGGCUCUCGUUUCCCAAGGCAGCGGUGGUGCUAUGGCUCCUAUUGAACACACGGCGGAGCCGAUUGCUGCUGCUGAGGGGUCCAUCGUGGAGAAUCGGGCGCAAAUGGAGAGAAUGGAGCUCGUCAGAAUGAUUCAGGAGGAACAGAGGAAGUUUCAGGAACAGCAAAAGGCUGAUUGGGAGGCGUUCGAAUUGCGUAUACAGCAUAUCCUGCAGGGACACGGUGGUCAGUGA